UCGUCGCGGUUGGGAGUGUGUGCAAUCCUAUUUUAAAUAUAUUUUGUGAAUCAACUGGUGGUGUGAACUCAUCUGCUGUGUAAAUAAUCCAAGUGGAAUCAGAUUCCUAUGGGUGACUCCGGCAAGACAGAUGGAAAAACUCAUUUCAAGCAAGCAUAACAUUCAACAUGUGCCAGAGUCAUACAUACUGCCUCCAGAAAGACGGCCUAGGCAAGUUGCUCUUCAUUCAUGCACGUGUGUCCCAGUCAUUGAUCUGUAUGGAAAUAUUGACAGAAAUCGACAAGAUUUAGUUCAGAGAAUCAUGGAGGCUGGCCAAGAAUUUGGAUUCUUCCAGCUGACAAAUCAUGGGGUGCCUGAGGAGCUUAUGAAGGAGACGGUUAAGGUGGCAGAGGAGUUCUUUCAACUGCCUGUAGAAGAUAUGGCUAGCUUCUAUUCUGAGGAUCCAAGAAAAGGAUGUAGAUUGUACACAAGCAUUGACUACGAUCAUGAGAAAGUGCAUUUCUGGAGAGACAAUCUGCGUCACCAUUGUCAUCCUCUGGAGGAUCAUGUUGGAGAGUGGCCAAGAAAUCCCACGAGAUACAGAGAGGUGAUGGGUAACUAUGCAGUUCGUGUGAGGGAACUAAGUUUGGUGCUUCUAGAUCUAAUAUGCGAAGGAUUAGGAAUACAAUCAGGAUAUUUCGAGGGUGGAUUGAGCAAAGUUCAAAUCAUGAGUUUGAACUAUUAUCCCCCUUGUCCCGAUCCUGCUUUGACCUUGGGAUUGCCCAAGCAUGCUGAUCCUAACCUCAUCACCGUUCUUAAUCAAGGAGCUGUUCCCGGCCUUCAAGUUUUAAGAGAUGAAGAAUGGCUUGCACUGGAGCCUGUUCCUAAUGCAUUUGUCGUUAACAUAGGCCACGCACUCCAGGUAAUAAGCAAUGGGAUGCUAAGAGGUGCUGAGCAUCGAGUUGUUACGAAUGCAGACAUUGCUCGAACAACAGUUGCCAGCUUCAUCCAUCCAUCUAACGACAGCCUAAUUCACCCUGCCGCUCUGUUGGUUUACAGAUGCAGUCUUCCCCUAUACAGAGCUUUCCCAUAUGAUGAGUUUGUCAGGAAAUUCAUAAAGGACACUCGAGACGGGGAACCCCCUAUGAAGGAAUACGAAAUCUCUUAAACAUAGAGUUAAUGGCAAAAUGCAAGCGUCUUAUCCCUCUAUCUCAUAUUCAUUUAUAGAUUUUUGGUAGGGGAAAGUGCUUGGCAAUGGUGGGGCGGGGCAGGGCAGGCGAAGGAGAUAAGGGAGAAUAGGAGGCGGUGGAAAAGAAAAAAUAGGUAAAUGGGUAGAGAGAGAAGAGGAGGGGAAAUGAAAGAGAAAGAUGAGGAAGGGAGAAAUUCUAAUAGGUUUGAUUUGUUAUUUUAAAACUUAAACACAUUUUUUCUUUCUGUAUAGACUCCAAAUUUAAGUUUUUCAAACAUAGGCUCUGUAACAUGGACUUUUAAUAAUAUAUGAAC
Molecule: messenger RNA, 1482 nt
Organism: Sesamum indicum (sesame)
Lineage: Eukaryota; Viridiplantae; Streptophyta; Magnoliopsida; Lamiales; Pedaliaceae
Source: RefSeq, a predicted model, not a curated record